UUAACACCUUAAACGCAGAUCACAAAUGCAGUGCAUUUGCAGGCAAAAGAUUGCAUGGUACAGCAGUUUUUUUAUCUUGUGCCUUCUGGUGCAAUUUGCAGCCAAAUUCCACUACAAGGGAAUGUACAGGAAUUUCACAGGAACACGGAUCAUGGUUCCUUUGUAAUUCUAGUGUGAACCAGGGCGGACUGACCAUUUGGAAACUUGGGCACUGCCUGAGGGCCCGGGAUGCCCCUGGUACCUUUUUCAUAGGCUUUUUUUGAGUUUGGGCAAGGACACAGGGGCCCCAUGAUCCCCUAAUGCCCGGGGG
Staurois parvus is the source of this 310-nucleotide messenger RNA. The record is from the annotation of a GenBank genome assembly. Lineage: Eukaryota; Metazoa; Chordata; Amphibia; Anura; Ranidae.